Messenger RNA from Planococcus citri (citrus mealybug), 1290 nucleotides. Its product is annotated as splicing regulator SDE2. NCBI's taxonomy places the organism in Eukaryota, Metazoa, Arthropoda, Insecta, Hemiptera, Pseudococcidae. Gene Ontology annotation, cellular component: nucleus. The transcript has a single exon. The coding region runs from base 142 to 960 and encodes 272 amino acids. The record is from RefSeq and is a predicted model, not a curated record.
CAUUGGCGAUGUGUAAAAAAAAGCUAAUUUUCGAUCAUUCUUAAUUCUUUCUGAAUUUUUGUUAUCACGAAAUAGAAAUUUGAAAAAGUUAUUCGUAAUUUUGUUCGCGGAUUAAUAAAUCGACCAUUUACAGCUGUAAAAAUGGCUGUCCUAAACUUACCUCAGUCGUUAUGUGAUGUAACCCAAGUUCAAGUCGACUACGAUUCGCCAAAUCAGCUCCUCGAAAUGACAACGUACCUAACUGGAUUACCAGACACUGAUUUCUAUUUAUUACACAACGGUAAGAAAUUCAACCCUGCAACUUACACCGAAGGAAUUAUUCAUGUCAUUCCACGCUUACUCGGUGGCAAAGGCGGAUUUGGAUCGAUGUUACGAGCCAUCGGUGCUCAAAUAGAAAAAACAACCAAUCGGGAAGCAUGUCGAGAUCUAAGCGGUCGAAGACUACGAGACAUCAACGAAGAAAAAAGACUGAAAAAUUGGCUAGCUCAGAAACAAGAACGUGAACGCGAAGCUGCCGAACGUAAACGUAAGAAACUCGAACGUCUGCUUCAAGAACCAAAAGUCGAAAUCAAAGACGAAGAGUAUAAUCAGCAGCGCUCCAUGUUGACGGAAAAUAUCAGCGAUUCGGUCGAACUCGGAUUAAAACAAGCUGUCAAUAACGGAACCAAAAGGAAAGCCGAAGAAGCACCAUCGACUAGUAAAAAACCCAAGAAAGGGUUACUUUUUGAUAUGGAUUUAGAUAUUGAUUCGGAUGCUGAAAUCAGUUCUUGCGAUAGUGACGAUGAUGAAGCUCCUGGAUCUUCGGGAACUUCCAGCAACGAAAGUAAAAUCAAUUCGGCCAGUUCGUCGAAGAGUAAACCCGAUGAGUCAUCUGGUUCAUCUAAUGAUGUAGCUGAUGAUAGUGAAAGUGUUCCAAUAGCUGGCUGUAGUUCGAGCAGUUCAGCUGUGAUGAAAUACUAGAUUCUCGUUUCUUUGGGAUUGUUUUUUUGAUUUGAGUAAACGAAUUGAGCCUCGAGCAGGUUUUUAAUGAAUACAGACAGUUGAAUGUACAGAAUUUAUUAUUAAUUGUGAAAAAUUUACCAAACGAUAGAAAAAAAUCGACACAUUUUCACGAAUCUGGACUCGUAGCAUUUGCUGUCGUAUAGAUUACGAUGUCGUCUUGGAUUUCAUUUCAUUGUUAUCCUACAGAAAAAUCGAGAUUAUUAUUUUGUAAAUAUGAAAAUGAAGUGAGUACAUAAAUGUAAGCUGUAAUAUUAUUUCCAAUAAAUUGAUGUUUUUUCCAAUCUCGUA